AAAAAAUCUCCAAUCGGUAUCAGAUAGCUCAGAGCUCUCUCUUCUCUCUGAUUGUUGGGAUCGAUAAAAUUUUUGCCUUGAUAAGCUCAGAAAACUUUGUAAAUCAGACCCUCUUUGAAACCUACCCACAAUACAGCUUCUCCAAGGACCAUUUCCAUAUAUUAAUCAUUUCGUUUUUUCACUAAAUAGCUCUUCUUUUGAUUCUCUCUGUUUUUUUGGUUCUGUGAUCGACUUCUCUUUUUUAUUUAUUAUGUCUACGUCUACCAGAUGCAGAUUAAAAGAUUCAUCUCUGUAUUGAGUUGUAAGCCGGUAUAGAGCUGUUGUCAUAAGAUAUUGAAGCAAUGGAUGUUAAUGAGGUUGAAGAAAAUUUCUUUGCCCCUGGUGAUGCCAAGCUACAUGGAGAAAUGUGUAAUGCCCUUUCAGUGAUCUACUGCAAGAUUAUCUCUAUCUUCCCGUCGCUUGAAGCUGCUCGGCCGAGAAGCAAAUCUGGGAUUCAAGCUUUGUGUUCACUUCACGUGGUUUUAGAAAAAGUGAAGAACAUUCUACGCCAUUGCACUGAAUCUAGUAAACUUUAUUUGGCUAUAACAGGGGAUUCAGUAGUUUUGAAAUUUGAGAAGGCCAAGUCUUCUCUUACAGAUAGCCUUAGGCGUGUUGAAGAUAUAGUCCAACAGUCUAUUGGAUCUCAGCUUUUGGAGAUUUUAAUGGAAUUAGAGAACACCGAGUUUUCACUUGAUCCAUCAGAGAAGGAAAUUGGCGAUCAAAUCAUUGGAUUGCUGCAACAAGGAGGGAAUUUUGAGAGCUCAUCUGAUAAUAAUGAACUUGAGGUUUUCCAUCAAGCUGCUACUAGACUAGGCAUCACCUCUUCAAGAGCAGCUCUCACAGAGCGAAGAUGCCUCAAGAAACUCAUUGAGAGGGCUCGAAUGGAGGAUGACAAGAGGAAAGAAUCAAUAGUGGCUUAUCUAUUACAUCUCAUGAGGAAAUACUCAAAGCUAUUCAGAAGUGAGAUCUGGGACGACAAUGAUUCACAGGGUAGUAGUUCAUUGCCUUGUUCACCAACUAUUCAGGGUUCUCUUGAUGAUGCCCAUGGUCGUGCUUUUGACCGACAGCUGUCAAAACUGAGUUCCUUUAAUUUCAGAUCCUGCAAUAACCAGAGGAAAUCUGUGCAGAUGUCUGUUCCGCCAGAAGAACUGAGGUGUCCGAUAUCUUUGCAGCUUAUGUACGACCCUGUCAUCAUCGCGUCUGGACAAACGUAUGAGAGAAUCUGUAUCGAGAAAUGGCUUAGCGAUGGACACAACACAUGUCCCAAAACUCACCAGCAGCUCUCUCAUCUAUGCUUGACGCCUAACUAUUGUGUCAAAGCUCUAAUUUCUAGCUGGUGUGAACAGAAUGGCGUGCAGGUCCCUGAUGGACCCCCUGAGUCUCUAGACCUUAACUAUUGGAGGCUGGCGUUGUCUGUGUCCGAGUCCACCGACACUCGAUCAGCAAAAGGUGUUGGUUCUUGUAAGUUGAAGGAUAUGAAGGUGGUUCCUUUGGAAGAGAGUGGAACCAUUAAAGAGGAAGCUUGCGAAUCAGAAUACCAGGAAGAUCAAGUUACUCUUGUUGAAAGAUGUACGGAAUUGCUGACCACUUUGAGUGCAGUUGAUACUUUAAGGAAGAAAUGUAGAGUUGUUGAGCAAAUUAGAGUUUUGCUAAAAGAUGAUGAGGAGGCCAGGGUUCUCAUGGGGGAAAAUGGGUGUGUUGAAGCAUUGCUUCAGUUUCUGGGAUCAGCUCUCAACGAAAACAACGCUUCAGCCCAGAAAGUUGGGGCCAUGGCUCUUUUUAACUUGGCUGUGGACAACAACAGGAAUAAGGAGUUGAUGCUAGUAUCAGGAAUAAUUCCUCUGCUAGAGGAAAUGCUCUGUAAUCCACAUUCGCAUGGUCCAGUUGCCGCACUUUAUCUGAACCUCUCAUGUCUUGAAGAAGCAAAGCCCUUAAUAGGUUCAAGUCUGGCAGUUCCUUUCUUGGUGAAUCUUCUUUGGACUGAGACUGAAGUCCAAUGCAAAGUCGAUGCCCUUCACUCCCUUUUUCACCUUUCCACCUACCCUCCCAAUAUCCCUUGCCUUCUAUCAGCUGACAUUGUAAAUGCGCUACAAUCACUCACCGUCAGUGAUGAGCAACGAUGGACAGAGAAGUCCUUAGCUGUUCUAUUAAAUUUGGUUUUGAAUGAGGUAGGAAAAGACGAGAUGGUUUCAGUACCUGGGCUUGUAAGCAAUCUCUGCACUAUUCUUGACACGGGUGAACCAAAUGAGCAAGAACAAGCUGUUUCUUUGCUUCUGAUUUUAUGCAAUCACAGCGAGAUCUGUAGCCAGAUGGUUUUACAAGAAGGAGUGAUACCUUCUUUGGUAUCUAUUUCCGUAAACGGGACUCAAAGGGGAAGGGAAAGAGCACAGAAGCUACUAACACUAUUCAGGGAACUGAGGCAAAGGGAUCAAACCCAUCUCACAGAACCACAGCAUACAGAAGUCACAAGCCCCGAGGGUGGAUUCUCUGUCGCUGCAGCCGCUGUAACAGAGUCAAAACCGCAGUGUAAAUCAGCCUCGAGAAAGAAAAUGGGAAGAGCAUUCAGUUUUCUAUGGAAAAGCAAGAGCUUCUCAGUUUACCAGUGUUGAGUCAUGUUUUUAUUACCUUUAGUUGAUGUAAAGUUGUACUAUGUUUUCCCCAUCUCAAGACUUAAUAUCUCUUUUUGAAAGUCUUGGAGGUAAAAAAAAAAAGAUGCUUGUAUAGGUGUAUGUAGCUUAUAUCCAAGGAUUUUUGGGUCCCCGUUAUACAAAUUGCAAUGUAACUACUGUAUGUACUA
This is a messenger RNA of Capsella rubella, 2836 nucleotides long. RefSeq names its product U-box domain-containing protein 45. NCBI's taxonomy places the organism in Eukaryota, Viridiplantae, Streptophyta, Magnoliopsida, Brassicales, Brassicaceae. The record is from RefSeq and is a predicted model, not a curated record. Gene Ontology annotation, biological process: protein ubiquitination. Gene Ontology annotation, molecular function: ubiquitin-protein transferase activity; protein binding. The coding region runs from base 342 to 2648 and encodes 768 amino acids. The transcript is spliced from 6 exons. Gene Ontology annotation, cellular component: cytoplasm; nucleus.